UGAAAUUAAACCAGUACACCUUAUAUUAUUUUUAUCGCCUCCCCAAACCUCUCCCUAUCACAAUGGUAAAAAAAAAAAAAAAAUGGCCUGAGGCUGAAGCCAGCUGCAACUCAGCUACACUGCAUCGAUCCAUUCCAAGCCAACAAAGCAAGCUGUAAACAGAAAGCCAGCCAAUAUACCAACCAGAUCAGCCCUGGGAGUCUUGGAUGAACGUUAUCCACUGAAGACAGUAUUUUAUUAGGUUAGCUAAGUAGCAAUUUAUCUGCAUUACCAAACAAGCUAAUGCUAAAACCACAAUAUCACCAUAGAUUUCACAGGCUUUGUAGUAAUAUUAGGUUUGACUAUGGGUUGGACGCCAGUCAUUUGUUGAUGUUAGUGGACUCCAAUUCUAAGCUAAAGUUAAAGUUAGGGGAGAGAAGGCACUCUGGAGCACACGUAGACAUAUACUUUAUACUUUAUACUGGAUUUACCCAGAAAAAAUCUGUUACAUAGAAAUCUCCCCAUAGGCUUGUUUAGGCCUCCGGAGAAAGUCGGAGAAGGUCUCAUUUUUUAAGUUACAUUACAAUCCAUUUACAUAUUGGCAAUACAAAUAAAUUGUAAAUAGUUUACAGCCUGCUACAAUAUAUCUAUACCAGUCCAUCAAUAAGACAUGUAAAGAUUGCUGCAGUGUCACACUUCUGCAUCUCAUGGUGAGGGUUAUGCACAUUCUUUCUAUUUUGGUUUAUAUGGUCACCGAAACAAGAACUUUACUGUGGAUGUUACACAGAGUGAAACUAAUUAUGUUGUACAGUGAAUUGCACAGUGUCUCUUCUCUCAACCUCAUAGUUCUUUUACUUCUCUAUUAUGCUUUUCAUAAGCAGCCCCCAUACCCACUUAUCACCCACUUGACACGACUGGCUCAACUUGUUUCUGUAUGGUAUGUAAACACAUGCAUGCAAAAGCUGAUAAGACGAGCAGGAACAAUGUAUUUACUGUAGAACAGGUAUGUUUAUGUGCAGUGACGGUGCUCUUUAUGCUGAUUGCAUGCCUGUAAAUCUUCAAUGAAGUCAGCAGGAAUUGAGGAAUGAGAUGACGGAAGCAACGCCAGCCUACAUGAGUUCAAAACUGAAACUGUUGCUGCACUUGAACCUCACUUCUGCCAGAGGAUGGACACGGAACAACAGGACUGGUUGAUCACAUGACUAACUUGGAGAACAGAUAUGGCUUCUGUCCCAGAGCUGCUCUUGAACACUUUGGAGGAGCUGGUUGAUAAAGAGCUGAGGACUUUCCAGUGGUUCCUUUACAGUAAUGUUCUUGAAGGAUUCUCACAUAUUCCCAAGUCUCGGGUCGAAGGGGUGGACAGGCCAGGCACUGUGAACCUUUUGGUGCAGACAUAUGGCUAUGACGGGGCUGUUACAGCCACUGUGGAUAUACUGAUGAGGAUGAAACUCAAACUGUGGGCUGAAACACUAAAGAAGAAGUACGAUGAAGUUCCAAGUAAUCAAGUAAGCAAAGAAAUUGACCACCAUCCAAUCCAAGAAAAACUGAAAUCCACCCUGAAGGAAAAGUACCAAAACAUUUACGAGGGGAAUGCAGAUGAAGGAGAUACCGUCUACCUGAACAAAAUCUACACCAAGCUGCACAUUAUUGAAGGAGCCUGGGGAGGCUUCAGCGAGGAGCAUGAGGUUAGACAGCAGAGGUCCAAUUAUGUAAUGACAGAAGAAACCUCAAUUAAUGUUAGCAACAUUUUUAAACCCAAACUCAUCUGGAUCACGUCCAGACCUGCAGCAGCUAGCCGGAUCCCUCGAAAGCACAUCCACCAGUGGACGGAGGUGAAGGGUUUCGCUAAUGAACAGAAGGAGGAAUACUUUAAGAGGCAUUUGCGUGAUGAUAACCUCGCCAUCAGGGUCAUUAACCAUGUGAAGUCAUCAAGAAGCCUCUACAUCAUGUGUCAGAUACCAGUUUUCUGCUGGAUCACAGUCACUGUAAUGAAGAAAAUGUUUCGCGAAAAUAUGAUAGGAGGCAUGCCCAACACCCUGACAGAGAUGUACGCAUAUCUCCUUCUUUGCCAGACAGACCGGAUGCUAGAAGGGCACUACCCAAUGAAAAGCGACAACGUUGUUUUGAAGCUGGCAGAGCUGGCAUUCCGUCAAUUGGAGAAAGGAAAACUGAUCUUCUACGAGGCUGACUUGAAAGAGUGCGGCAUGGAUGUCAAAGAGGCAACCAUCUACUCAGGAGUUUGUACAGAGAUCUUUGUGGUGGAGGGCAGAAAGAAGAGAGAAGUUUUUAGCUUUGUACAUUUAACUAUCCAGGAGUUUCUGGCAGCUGUGUAUGCCCAUCACUGCUACAUGCAAAGAAAGGAGAAUGUUCUUCUUGGGUACUUAAAAAGGAUGUCUACAAGAUGGCUCCCCAAGUCUGUGUUCAGUUUUCACAAGACUGCCAUUGAAAAAGCCUUGGAGAGUCCAGACGGCCGCUGGGACCUCUUCCUUCGCUUUCUCCUAGGACUAUCGCUGAAGUCGAACCAGCAGCUCCUGGGUAGAAUACUGCAUUUGGAAGCAGAAGAAGAGGAAGAUGUGAUGAGAACCAUCCAGUUUAUCAAGGAAAAGAUAAAAGAGGAACCAGAGGCCAAGCUCAACCUCUUUCACUGCCUGAGUGAGCUCAAAGAGGAGUCUUUGGUGGAGGAGGUCCAGAGCUUUGUGAGUUCUGGGAAGCUUGCAGCCAAAAAGCUGUCUCCAGUCCAGUGGUCCGCUCUCACUUUCGAACUGAUGACAUCAGAGUCAACAGAGGAGGAGUUUGACUUGAAGAAGUACAUAAGAUCAGAAGAAGGGGUAGGGAAGCUGCUGACCGUCAUUACUUCCUCCACACGUGCUCUGCUAAAUCGCUGCAACCUUACGGAGAACUGUUGUAAAGAUUUGGCCUCCGCAUUAAGCUCGACCUCGUCUCACCUGACAGAGCUGGACCUGAGUGACAACCAACUGAGGGAUUCAGGAGUGAAGCUACUUUCUGUUGGAUUUAGAAGUCCACAUUGUAAACUGAAGAGUUUAAGACUACAUAAGUGUAAACUGGAAGGAGAUUGCUGUGAAGUACUGUCUGUUGCUCUUAGCACAGAAUCUACCGACCUCAAAGAACUGGACCUGAGUGCUAAUGACCUCCGGGAAGCAGGAGUGAAGGCUCUGUGUGUGGGACUGCGCAGCCAACACUGCAAACUAGAAACAUUGAGGUUGAAUCAGUGCAAGCUGAAAGAGAAUUCCUGUGCAGAUUUGGCUACAGUUUUGAGUUCAGGCACAUCUCACCUGAAAACUCUUGACCUGAGCAACAACAGCCUGACGGAUUCUGGUGUAUCCCUGCUUACUGCUUGGCUGAGGAGUCCAGACUGUAGACUGGAAACGCUAGGGCUCAGCUGGUGCGGCCUUACAGAGAAAUGCUGCCAUCACAUUGGCUCAGCUCUCAGCUCCGACUCUGCCCACCUCAGAGAGCUGGACCUGAGUGGAAACAACCUGCAGGGUCCAGACAUACAGCUGCUGUGUGCUGGAUUGAGAAGUCCACACUGUAAACUGGAGACAUUAAGGUUAAACGAGUGCAAUCUCCAGAAAUGCUGUGCUGAUUUAGCCUCAGUCCUGAGCUCUGACACAUCUCACCUGAAGGACCUUGAUCUGAGUGGGAACGACCUGCAGGACACAGAAGUGAAACUUCUCUCUGCUGGACUGGCAAGUACGGACUGUAAACUGGAGAUUUUAAGGAUGUCGUUCUGUGGAGUCACAGAGAAAGGCUGCACCUAUUUGGCUUCAGCACUGAGCUCCAACCCUUCUCACCUGAGGCAGCUGGACCUCAGCUACAACUACCUGCAGGACACUGGGGUGAAGCUGAUCUCCGUUCAUUGGAACGACCCGCUCUGCAAACUUGAAAAAAUAAGUGUGGACCAUAAUGCAAAGUGCUACUUGAAAUCCAAACUGAAAAACUAUGCAUGUGCACUGACGUUGGACUCAAAGACAGCUGCCAAGUCUCUCUUUCUGUACGACAGUGGAAAGCAGGUGACGUGGGUCAGGGAGCGACAGCAGUACCCAGAUCACCCCGACAGGUUUGAGAGCGUCUCCCAGGUGCUGUGUCACCAAGACCUCACCCAGCGCCACUACUGGGAGGUGGAGUGGCGAGGACGCUGGGUGGAUGUGGCUGUGGCUGUGAGGGGGAUCCGUAGGAGGGCGAGCUCUCACCUCUGUGGGUUUGGGUACACAGAGCAGUCGUGGAGUCUGUACUGCUCUGAGGAUCACUACAGCGCUCAGCACGACCACCAGUCUGUGGAAAUACCAGCACCUCCGUCUCGUUCCCACAGGGUCGGAGUGUUCCUGGACUGGCCUGGUGGCACCCUGUCCUUCUACAGCGUCUCCCCCGGGACCCUCAGCCACCUUCACACGUUCUAUAGCACCUUCACUGAGCCCCUCUACCCUGGGUUUGGGAUGGAGGAGGAUGACUGCUCUGUAACUAUUUGUACAGUGGAGGGUUUGCCAGAACUCAUUUCUCGGUCAGCUAGUGCAGAAAGAAUUGAGGAAUUCUAAGUGCAGGUCGAUUAAAGAUAUUUAAUUUAGUGUUUUUUUGGCUCUCAGAGGCAGUGCUGGAGAAUGAUAUGUGAUGAAUAGCAAAAAAGACAAAAAUAAGACUAAUAUAUAUACAGUAUAUAAAAAUAUAAAUAAUUAAAUACUAUCUUUCAUUAAUGAUGUUUCUGUUAAACACCCAGCUAUAAAUGCACCAUUAGAAGACAGUGACACAUACUUUUCAAACUGAAUGCUACCAAUGAGCACAGUCUACAGCCAUGCUAGCAGCUCUGAGAGGCUGUACUUGUGUAAAACUGCGUUAAUCUCAAUGCUAAAGUCAGCAUGCUAACAUGCUCACAGUGGCAAUGCUAACAGGUUGAUGUUUAACUGGUAUAAAGUUCACCAGGUUCACCAUUUUAGUUUCGCGUGUUAGCAUGGUAACAUUUGCUAAUUUGUGCUAUAUAUUUAAAGACAUAUAUAUGUAUAUACUAAUUGGAUAAAUAAUAUACACAAUAAUGUUUCAUUUGAAAAUGUUUUCUUUGUUUUUAUUGAUUAACUUCAUGUUACCAUGUUCAUGAGUUUAGUUUAGCAGGUUAGCAUGCAAAGAUAAUGAUGAUGAUAAUUAGGAUGAACUGCAUAGUAUGGGCUGAGGCCUGAUGUGGGAACAACCACCCAUCUGUACCAAAUGUUAUGGAAUCCAACUCCAAUAAUCUGUGUGUGUGUGUGUGUGUGUGUGUGUGUGUACUUUAACGGCCUAAACUGCCUGAUUUCACAGCAGCUUCAUCAAAAAAUUGCAAUGCAUGUUGCCAAUGCUUUUAGGUAUUUUUUGCAAUAAAUUGUGAAAGAAUUAAAAAUUGAAAAAUGGCUUUUUUAAAAGUAAUGAAUUUAAAAUUGAAGGGUAAAUUGUUCCAGUGAGUAUAAAAUCACAUGGACCGCUAAAUGUGAGACCAUUUGCAUCGCAUGUAUCUGCAUCCUUCACAACUAGAAACAUAAAAACAAGGAAGGGAAUCUGGUGACAUAUGGCUCCAAUGUUUGUGCAGGAAAUGACAAAUUAGCUGAAAUGUUGCGGUUAUCGCAAGUUCACAGAUAGUUCACAGGGAUUGGUUGAAUUUGCUCAUUAAUUGCAACAUUGUAACUUCUGUAGGGACCAACAAAUGUCAACCUCAGGGUUCAGGUUCAGGGUUACUGUAUGGGUGGCACUGCAUGAAAAUGUAGGGAACAGUUCUCCUCUGGGAAACAUACAUAUCUGUACAUUAUACUAUGAAUUACAAAGGUGAUAUGUUUUAUCCCAUGCUGCAUAAAUAUCAGGCUCCAGCAGCACAGCUCUGGUGUGAGUCAGCCCUGGAAUGUCGUUUGCUUUGGGUGGUGUCACCAGACAGAAAAAAAACAGAGGAGGGCUUAUUUUACUGUAACUGUGUGAAGUGUCACGGUUGUGAAAGCUGUGUUACGUACUUUGAAACAGCAAGUUACUUGCGUCAAAUGACUGGGUCUGUUAUUAAUGGAGGAGGUGUGGUAGUUUAGUCAGUAGGAAAAGGUGCAGCUUCUGUAGUGGAAUUUGAGCUGAGAUACAAGUUUCAUCCAACACGCAGGUGUACUGUGAGAUGCGGCCAGAUGGAGGCUGGACGGUGUUUCAGAGACGCAGUGGAGGAGCAGUUUCAUUCACCAGGAAAUGGGCUGCAUAUAAAGUUGGUUUUGGAAACCUGACAGAGGACCACUGGCUCGGUCUGAAGAAGGUUCAAUCUCUGACCAAGAACAAGAUCAAGAAGUGGACUUU
This is a messenger RNA of Morone saxatilis (striped sea-bass), 6282 nucleotides long. RefSeq names its product NACHT, LRR and PYD domains-containing protein 12-like. The record is from RefSeq and is a predicted model, not a curated record. The transcript has 14 exons. Gene Ontology annotation, molecular function: protein binding. NCBI's taxonomy places the organism in Eukaryota, Metazoa, Chordata, Actinopteri, Moronidae. The coding region runs from base 1200 to 4532 and encodes 1110 amino acids.